Euleptes europaea (tarantolino) is the source of this 2013-nucleotide messenger RNA. It is a transcript of the gene DOK1, whose product is annotated as docking protein 1. NCBI's taxonomy places the organism in Eukaryota, Metazoa, Chordata, Lepidosauria, Squamata, Sphaerodactylidae. The coding region runs from base 1 to 2013 and encodes 670 amino acids. Gene Ontology annotation, biological process: positive regulation of MAPK cascade; cell surface receptor protein tyrosine kinase signaling pathway. Gene Ontology annotation, cellular component: cytoplasm. The record is from RefSeq and is a predicted model, not a curated record. The transcript has 6 exons.
AUGGCUCCUCAAUAUGAUGCCCCCCUAUUCUCUCCAGUGCUGUGGCACACGGGCAAGGGGAGGGUGCUGCUGCAGCCCAAGUCUUGCCUGCGGGCUUCCGGGAGGCCGCUGGUUGGGCGCGGUGUGAACGGACUGCUGGGCUCGAGGGGCCGCCUCGCGCCGCGGCUUCCUCCCUGUGCCUCUGCCGGCGGGGGCGGCGCCGCGCCCAGGAGGGCCGGCCGGGCCUCUUCCGAAGGGGCGGCGUUGGCGGCGGCGUUGGGCGUCCCUGGGUGCCGCUUCCCGCCGCGCGCCCGGAUGGACCCUCCGGUCAAGGCGGGGCCGCUCCUGCUCCAGCAGCCGUCGGGGCUGCGCCUGGGCGCCAAGCGAUGGAAGAAGGGCUGGUUUGUGCUGUACCCGGCUAGUCCACACGGUGUGGCUCGCUUGGAGUUCUUUGAUGGCAAGGAGGGGGCGGCCACCACCGACAAAGUCAGCACCAAGCGCCUGGACAAGAGGAUCGUGCGGCUGGCGGACUGCGUGAGCGUGGCCCCUGCCCCCGACUGUGUCCCCAAGGAGGGCCUGGCAGUCUUCCGCCUGGAGACCAGCGAGCGGACCUACCUCUUUGCCGCUGAGCCGCAGGAGACAGCCGAGUGGGUUGCCAAGCUCUGCGAGGAAGCUUUUUUGGACAACCAUGGUAAAGGGGCACCGCUGCCUUCGACUGAGCCAGGAGGCCAGCGCUCCGUGGAAAUGGCCACCAAUUCCAUUUAUUACUCCCGAGAUGAAGCCAGCGAGUUCUGGGUGACGGUGCAGAAGACGGAGGCAGCCGAGCACUGCAAGCUGCAGGGGGGGUACGUGCUGAAGGCCUCUCGGGAUGGCCUCGUCCUCCAAGACCCCCACUCACGCCAGCCGCUCUACACGUGGCCCUAUCGGCUCCUCCGCAGAUACGGCCGGGACAAGGUGAUGUUCUCCUUUGAAGCUGGCCGCCGCUGUGAAUCCGGCCCCGGCAACUUCACCUUUGAGACCAGGCAAGGGAAUGAGAUCUUCCGUGUGGUGGAGGCGGCCAUCCAGGAGCAGAAGGCCCAGGCGGAAGAGAACCGGCAGAGUGGCGGCUCCCUGGACUCGGAGGCCUCCGGCGUGGCCCACGUCCAGAGCUCCAUCGCCAACAUGCUCCUCCUGGAGAGUGAGGCCCCUCCCGAAAGGCGGGGGCCUAGAACCGCACUGGGGGCCACGCUCAGCCUGGCCACGGAAGGGAAGGAAGGAGCCACAGCGGCACAGCCAAAGGGGCAGAGCUUGCGGGAGCCUCUGCCCUGCUGGCCCAGCACCCCACCACGGUCCCCGCUCCUGGGCCUGGCAGGCUACCCGUUGCCCUCCGAGGACACCGGCAGUGUCUACUCGGAGCCCCUGGAUGCUGUAAGGGGCUCCCGACACAGGCCGGACCCUCUCUAUGCCGACCCCCUCGAUAGCAGGCGCGAAGGUGAGGCAGAGCAAGAAGGGGCCGAGCCAAGAGGGACCGGCGCGCUCUACGAGCAAGUGGGGCCAGCACUCACCAACUGCCAGGGCCGGCAGGGAGCCGGAGGGCACAUCUACGACGAACCGGAGGGGCGGGCCCCCAGGCCAACUCCCAGUCCUGCUCUGGGACCCAUCUAUGAUGAGGCCCAUCUCCCUUGCGAGGCCUGGCGGACUCAGGGCCUGGAGAGCGCAGCAGGCUAUGAACUGCCUUACCAGCCCAGCGCUGGGGACUACGCCGUCCCUUCCUUCCCCCAGAAACUACCGUUCAAGCCCGCCAAGGCCCCAAAGCCCCCCCGAAUGCACAAGAAACCCUCUCCGGUGCCCGACUGGGCCACGCUGAGACACGGCUCCAACGGCGGCGGCAGCAACAACAACAACAACUGCCCCGGCCCCCGGGAGGAGGGGGAGCCCAUCUACAGCCGGGUGCUGAGGCCCACAAGCGCCUGCCCUGGCCCUGCAGGGGGGCGAGAGGAGUCAGUGGACGAGAGUCGGUCGGCCUCCGUGUAUGAGGAUCUGGGGGUGAUCUGA